AUGCUCCUCUACGACAACGUCCACGCUCCCAACCCCUUGGUUAUGCGAAUUUUCAUCUUGGAGCGUGGCGGCUUGGAGCUCGACAUUCAGGCUGUUGACAUUUUCAACCUCGAGAACCGUCGGCUUGCCUACCGUACCAACGUCAACUCACGUGGCGAAAUCCCAGCCCUCCGACUUGACGAUGGUACCAUCAUCACAGAAAUCACUGCGAUCUGUGGGUACCUCGACGAGGUUGCUAAAGGAGGCAACUCGCUUUUCGGUGAGACCCCGACGGAGCGCGCCGUCACCCGCAUGUGGUUGCGAAGGGUCGACAUCGAGCUCGCACAGCCGUUGAUCAACUGGUAUCGUAACGGCGAGGACACGAUCGACUUUUACCGAGGCAACCGUACUCCUGCUCCCGGAGCUAGGGUGAUUCAAAAAGUGCAAAUCAACCAGGCGCUGAACAUGAUGGAUGAUGAGCUUGAGGGAAAGGAGUACCUUUGUGGCAGCAGAUUUUCGGCAGCGGAUAUUCUGCUUUAUGGAAUCGUUAAGCCGAUGCUCGGAGUGGCCCCUUGGAUGAACUUUCCAGGACGUCUGAAUGUCGCUGCCUGGUUCAAGCGCAUGGAUGAUCGUGAAGGUUGCCAGAAGGGACUUGCUGGGUUUACGGAGCAUGUAUCUGUCUAA
Molecule: messenger RNA, 663 nt
Organism: Ilyonectria robusta
Lineage: Eukaryota; Fungi; Ascomycota; Sordariomycetes; Hypocreales; Nectriaceae
Product: glutathione S-transferase
Exons: 1
Coding region: 1-663 (220 amino acids)
Source: RefSeq, a predicted model, not a curated record